Dromaius novaehollandiae (emu) is the source of this 8010-nucleotide messenger RNA. It is a transcript of the gene ZNF831, whose product is annotated as zinc finger protein 831. Bases 358 to 5907 code for a protein of 1849 amino acids. The record is from RefSeq and is a predicted model, not a curated record. Lineage: Eukaryota; Metazoa; Chordata; Aves; Casuariiformes; Dromaiidae. The transcript is spliced from 8 exons.
ACGCUAUUCCAGAGAGACCUGAACCUUUCCACCUGCCUGUGAAUUGGCCACCUAAAGGUAUUGACAGAAAUGAGACUUCUUUUACUGAAAUGGCUGGCUCAAUAAACGGUUGUGUUUUCUGGGAUUUUUAUUAUGGUUAAUUACGAUCUUUGAGUGAAGAAGAAGAAUCCCACGAGGCGGUGGUCUCUGUUUCAUAAAUGGUCUAACCCAGAGCUCACUGCAGUUGGUGGCAAGCUUCUCGCUACUUCAGUGGAUCAGCAGCAGGGCUGUCGUGGCACUUCCUGCGCAGUGCGACUCUCCUGUCCUUGCUCGAGACCAGAAGGAAGAUACAUGAAUAUGUGGUAGAUUAUCUUUGAAAUGGAGGCACAGAAGCAUUCCUGUUUUACAGCUGCACUAGCAGAGCAGCCAGUUCCAGCCUCGUCUCUCCAGCCUGCACAGGGUUCGUCUGGCCGCAGCCAGAGCAGCGCGACUGCCCAGCCGGAGCCAGCGCUGGCACAGCCUGUCUAUCUGAAAGCCCUCACCAUACCGCUGUAUCAGCCUGUCCAGCCAGGAUGCUUUCAGCCAAACAGUCAGGCAGUGACUGGCAGAAGCUGUGUAAAUCUAGACAGCAGUAACAUACCUCUAAUCCUGAAUCCACUUGUUCCUUCAGAAAGGACAGAUCAGCCUCAAUCACUUUUUCAAAAACAGCUUGGGCAAACUCUAACAUUAAACAUAGUGAGCACUUUACCAGUUUUAUUGUCACCAAAUUCUUGUGUAAAUGCAUCUAUUGGAAACGCAGGAAAAUCAAAAAAUGCUGGGAAAUACAUCUGUAAACACUGUGGACGAGACUGUUUGAAGCCAAGUGUCCUUGAGAAACAUAUUCGCUCUCACACAGGAGAGAGGCCCUUUCCAUGCACCACUUGUGGUAUUGCAUUUAAAACUCAAAGUAAUUUGUAUAAACACCGACGAACACAAACACACGUCAACAAUACCAGACUACCCUCAGACUCUGACAACAGUGGCAUAUUGGAGCAAAAUGAGAAAGCAACAGAGUGUGUCACAUCACACCAAGGCACCAAACUACACAGUAGUGCCCGUGAAGAUGAGGGGGUGCAGAUUAAACAAGUAAAUUCAGAGACGAAUGUUGUAAAAGACACUAAGAAGCUUUUUAAUGACCUUCCACUGCCAGCAACAAGCGAUUCAUCGUUUGCUUCAGAAAAUCACGUAAGAACUAAUCAGUCCUUUAGUUCCAAGAUUAAUCAAGAGGUUCCUGAAAAGGAAUCUUUACCAUCUCCAGUGGUUCUGCAAUGUGCUCAGCCCCAGAGAAAGAAGAUACAGGAGCAAAGAACUCCAGCUGCCAGUAAGCACCUCCAGUUGCAAAGGCAGCAAGCAACCUAUUCGGACAAACAGUGGGAUUACAAGCCAUUGGACUGCAAGCUAAAGAAGUGUGAGAGCACUGACUCAGGGUAUCUGUCACGCUCGGACAGUACAGAACAACAGAUGCCACCAUCCAGCCCGCUGCACAGUCUCCAUGAACACAGCACUGAACUGGAAAGUGAAACUGCCUUCAGCAGCUUAAGGUGCACAGCCGGAAGCAGUGCAAAGCUAGAUUCAGCUGAGAAAGCGACAGCCCUGAUGCUAGAGAAAAAGAGGCUGGAAGAACACAUCUCAAAGCUUAUUUCUCAUAACAAGAGUGUGGUGGAUGAUACCCAGCUAGAUAACGUUAGGCCCAGAAAAACUGUCCUCUCUAAACAGGGAAGCAUCGAUCUGCCAAUGCCUUAUACAUACAAAGACUCCUUCCAUUUUGACAUCAGAACUUUUGAUGUAAAUAGGAGAAAGAAUCUUUCCCUUUGCUCAGCAAAAUCUACCUUUGCACCCCUAGAAAAAGGCAAGCCGCUGUUUUUCCAUUCAGUCCCCACCCAGUUCUCCACAACGGUAGACUCUGUGCCUGUUACAAGAAGCAACUCUCUGCCCUUUGUGGAGGGCACCAGACCGGUACAUGACAAAGCAGGUUGCUCAACCCCCCUUUCCCUUACUAAGCAGUCUGUAACUACAAGCUCUUCUAGUUUGGUGCCUAGCAACAAUCUUGCUGCAAAUUCGGUGGAUUUUCCUAGCAGCCAUCCCCGAGCACUCGUCAGACAAACAGCAGUGGAUGAUCUGCCGCUAAGUAACGUAGCUGAUUAUCCUCCUCCCUCUGAGGAGGUGCAAGGGAGUAAAAAGCUUGGGGCUGGAGGAGAAGUAGUAAGUGCUAAAAAUAAGAAACAAAAUCAAAGGAAAUUAAAGAUGUUCUCUGAAGAAAAAUGGCAAAUGUAUGGAGAUGAAACAUUUAAGAAAAUCUACCAAAAAAUGAAAAGCAGUCAAAACGCCAAGAAAAUGAAACAAAGGGCGAAUAAGAUUACAGAUAUUACAGGCUUCACUCCUGAUUCAAAGGAAUCAGCCAGUGGUACUGAAAUUACCCAGGAAAGAAAUGGCAGGAGCUCUUUAAGUGACAGUCUUUCCUCCCUUGUGCCAGCAGAUUUAAGCACUGUUAAAUCAGAAACCUGUCCUAAUGGUAAUCAUGCUCUACAGAACAUGUCCUCGGAGGAAACUGCAGACGGUUUAACCUACGUAAUGGAAACAUCACAUUCGGUAAAUGCUGGUGCACAUACAGUAAUGAGCAAAACUUCCCGAGACCUCAGUGGCAGUGACACAGAUACAAACACAGGUGGCAACAACACAUUACAAGCGCUGAGCAGUUGUGAGCUCAGGCUUCAAAAUACACCGUGUCGGCUGAACAGCAGCGUAAUGAAUGAUGACUCCUUGCCAGUACAGAGUAGCAAUUGGGAAGAUUCACAAGAAACUGGGAAAGAAGCCAGUCCAUUUGAAUCAGAGUGUAAAAGUACUUCAAACAGUUAUGGAAACCAUCACAGGAAUAAGGAAACCGGCCAGCAUGCCCUGGCAUCCCUGUGGGUCCAUUGCAACAGCAAUAGAGAAGCCUCAGGGAAAUCUCAGAACUUACCAUCAGAAAGAAAAAAGCCAAAAGUUGAAGUGGAAAGGAAAGAAAACAUUAUUUUAAAGUCCUGUUCCAGGCCCAGUAGUGAAAAGAAUGCGGUAGACGAAACGGAGGGAGUCUCUUGCAGUCUCGCUCAGUGUCUUUCCACAGCGCCAAUGAAACUCUCAGGUAAAGCAGAACAAAAAAUGAGCACCUCUGGAGGUGCUGAGAGCGCGGAAUAUAUGAAAACAAUCGGACUCCCCACAAACCCUGUUAAUUAUAGUGACAGUAACCUUUCACAUUCAGCAGGGAUCUCAACAGCUUCAUUUGUGGGAUUUCUGGGGCCUGAGUUAAGGAGAAGUCAUUGCAAUUCUUUCGCCUUGCACAAUGCAACAGAUAAAGAUGUCAAAACACAUCUUGUGAAAACAAAAGGAAAAGUACCGCUUUUCAGUGACAGUGUUGUUGAUAUAUCUGCCAAAAUUCAUCAUCUGCAAUCGGGUCAGUUAACUCCAGUCCCACAGAAAAAUGCCUUUUCUCCAAAAUAUAUCCUUAAAUUGCCACAAGACAAGAGAUCCUCAGAUCUGUCACUUCUGCUUAGAUCAGAACAGAUUACACCAUCUGUGUCUGUGACAGACACCUUCACCAGCCCCCCCUGCUCUUCCAGCAGCAGAUCACUCAGUUCUGAUUCUAAUGACGUGUUUUGGUCCCCUUUAAAAUCUGGAGUGAGACAAAAAGCCAGCAGAGCCGAGCUACGAUGGAACAUACAGGCAAACUGGAAAACUCCAGCGUUUUGUUCACCAGUCAACUCACAAACCACAAGUAUCUUAACCACAGUAGAUAACACCUUUUAUAACCAAAACUUCAGGCAGAAGGAAAUGAUAAAAGAUGCUUGGAAAAACAAAUACAACAAAGAUAAAUUAAAUUACCAAAGGCAAACUGAAGACAAGUGGAUAAGCGUAACUACUUCUUCUGCACAGACCCCCCAAAAGAAAAUAUGUUUUACUUCUAUGUAUACAAGUGGCUUUUUCAUAUCAGCGGAUAUCAAAGAAGAAAAGAGGGUUUUACAUCACCUUUGCUCAGGCAGCAACUCUCUGGUGAUGACGUCAGGCCACAGGGCAGCUUCCAGCAAGACCCCAGAGCAAGCGAUCCUGGCAUGGGGCACAGGCGGCAGUCCAUGCAUCCUUAAGGACCUUUCACCAGCGCUGCAGGAUGUGGAGCAUUCUCAGAGCUCAACAGACAGCUCUACUUAUUUUUGCCAUUCUUUUGGCACUUUUUAUUGCCACACUACUCACUGUAAAGAAUUGCCAGCACUUCCCCACAAUAGUUUGACUUGCUACUCUGGAAGUUUAACAGUAUCGAGCACAAAGAGCACCUUCCCAUCGUUGAAUGCUGAACCUCGAUUGACUUGGUGUUGUUUAACAAGAAGCCUUCCUCUGCCUGCUGAGCAGAAAGGGAAUGCAGACUCUGCUUAUUCCUCCAUGCACAUCUGUGACAAGGAAUCUAGCGAUGAAUGCACACUAUCAAAAUACGAUAUUUCUUUUUUCAAAAUGAAAAAUAUUAGCAAGACUGUGGCCUAUGGCUUAACAAACAGGAGUUUAAAAACACUGGUUUCAUCCUUUUCUAAAGGACAACACAUGCAGGAGUUAAGCUCAGCAGCUCCUGGUGGUGCUUUUGCAAAUAUUUCAGAGCAAAAGAAGAAAACAAUAGUUUGCAAAAGGGAAAAACUCACAACAAAUAAACUCAAGAGGAGCCACAAACAGAAAAAAAUUAAAGUCACCCCCAAAUGGUACAGGAGGAGGCAUGGACAUGGAUAUGCUCAGUUGAAAACUAACCGACUAAGCAAGCAACACUGUUUUCCACAUAGAGCAGUGGAUGUUUUGAAAAAGGGCUACCCAUCACAACCCUGUAAAUCUAAUCAGUAUAAGAAGUGUCAUUCUCCUCAAUCAAAGUUACAAGGAAAUUUCCUACACCAGCAAAAAGAGGCAUCUUGUUCCACCUCAGACAAGCCACUUUGCAGAAGGAAGAAAGAAGGAAAGAAUAACUCAGGAAUAUUUUCCCAUGCUGAAAAUCUAACCCAUGUUAAGCAAAAAGACAAAAUGGAUAAAAAAGACAUUUCUGGGCAAAUCAGGGAACAUACAAGAACAAACUUCUCUUUUCAGAACAUUACACCUCCUUUGGAAAUAUCUGUGACAGCUCAUUCCUUUUCAUCCACAGUUAAUACUGCCAUGCAGCAAGUCAACAAUGACGUAGAAAUAUGCUGUUUAGUGACACAACCACUCGUGCUCCAGCGAUCAGUUCCAGGGGAGUCACAGCCAAAUGUCUGGACUGACUCAAUGGCAUCUUCUUUUUGGUCUUGUCCUUUUGAUUUUCCAAAUACAGGCACAGAUGGGCAGAUUGACAGCACAAGCUCAGAGACUACUGAUCCGCUUUCCUUACGUCCAGAAGCAACCCAGGGAAACAUACUAAACACAGAGUCAGAGAGUCAAAGAUUUGGUGCAUUAGACCUGGUGAUCCAGGCCUCAGGAAAGGAGAAAUGUCCAACUGAAGAAAUUACAUAUUCAUCUCCAAAAGAAAACUCAACUGCCAGUUCCCAACCUGGAUGUUCACAUAUAUUGGGAUCAAAAGCAGAGUCUCUUCUUGAGUCAGACACAAGGGCUAACUUACCCAAGAUAGCAUACACAGAGUGUGCAAACUUUUCUCAAAAAAUCCUUCAUGGAAAUACGGACAAGAAUGGAACCUACCUGCAGUCAGAUAACUACAGAAGGCCACAUGAAACAAAUACUGCUACCUUUAAAGAGCCCUCAAUUACUCUCAGGUUCCCCGAGUUCAAGACUUAUUCUGCAACACCUUCCAAGACAUGCAAAAAAAGAGGCUUAGAGAUGAUGAGGAAGCAAACCAGAGUUGAAUAUGAUGACACUAGCAGUGAUGACGAAGAUAGGCUUGUUAUAGAAAUAUAGCAAAUAGGCUGCUAAGAUGCUCAAAUGAUGGUCCAUUACAGAAGGAAAUGCCAUGGAAAUUUGAUCUACAUUUCUAAAGCACCUUUAGAUCAGAAAAGCCAUUCCUCAGUGCAUUAGGCAGCAUUCUCUUCUGAAGAGAGACCUUUAUUUCAAGGACUCAGACUUUUUUUUUUAAAAAAAGCUUAUUUGAAGCAAAGCAGGAGCUGGCUUCACCCAUUUAAAUGCAAAUGGUAAACCUAUAUUUAUGAGGAGUUUCCAGUAUUGUUAACUCUCUUACCAGUCUUACAUAAAGCCCACAAGUGCUAGCUGCUAGUGUUUUUAUUAUUAAAAGGCUGUAGUGUAUUUAUUCACUAACAACAAUACUAUAGCAACAGCUUCUUCAAUAUAUAAGCUAAGAUUUCCUGGAAGGGUAUGGCUGUAUUCUCCUCUAUGUAUUCCCCUCUCCUCUUUUUUGUAGUCACUGCCAUCUGUACUGGGAGUGAUACACUGGCAUUAAGGGAAAGAUAUAUUCCCUAAGUGUCUGUGAUACUGGCAGAGUCUGCAAAAAUGCUGAUCUUUUUCCAUGUUGCACAAAUGUUAAUGCUUCUUUGUGACCAAUUACACAAGCAUGCCUUGCUUUGUGUUUUGUAUCUUUUACGCCAAGAUCUACUCAAGUAUUUAGUUCUUUAGUACUGUUGGAGAUUAUGGAUGUUAGCUAUUAAUAUUUCCUUGUAGUAAAAUUUCUGACAAGGAUUUUCUUGUUAUAUUCAUCAGAUUGUGCUCCAAGAAAUUAAUCUUGAAUUUUUCAUUUUUAUUGUAAUCUUAACUGCAAUUAUGCUAUUUUAUCAAAGGGAAGAAGCUAUAUGACUUAGCUUGUUUUCUUUUCUUACCUUUUUUUUAACAAAAAGUUUUGUGCUACAAAAUCUAAAAUUCACUGGUUUCUAUGUGAAUAAACAAUUAGAUAAAGCUUAAUUUGACCAAAUAUAUUCACUUGCUUGAUUAAACCGAUAAACAUUAAAACCAUUCCCCUUCUACAUUAUAUUCAAGUUUUGUACUUAAAUUUCUACCAGUUUUUGUAUUGUGAAUCAUGCAUAGGGUUUUUAUGGAUCAACCUGCAUGGGAUAUUCGGAAUUGCUUUUACGUUAAUCCUACACAGGUAAGCUUAGGUAGAUUUUACCCACAAAGAGAUCUAGUAUAAUGCAUAUUAGAAAAAUACAUAUUUAUAAAAAAAGAUGCUGAAACAACUAACAGAGAUAAAACCAACUACUAAGUCGCAUGUAAUAUCUGUAUUUUCAGAUGUGUUACAAAGGGUGGUAACUCUUGCAGUUGUCCAUACAGACGGCUUCAUGUUUAGCCUCAAAUUAUGUCUGUAAAUUUAUUGUUAGAGAAAACAAAAAUCACAAUCAAAAUAAUAUACCAAUUCCAAAUUCUAAUGUGGGAAAAAUGUUAGGAAAAAAUUCUCUUCUUUCAGAAUACAGGAUAAGCCAUGAAGGAUAUCUUUCCCUUUCUAAAAAUGUUACAAUAUUACACCUGACCACAGAAUUUUCAGUAGCAUUACAACAACAACUGAUAUAGAAAAUGCAUGGAAAAAAAAUCCAACAAUAUUAGUUUAAGGAAUUAUGAAUUUUUGUUCUCCUACUUUAUUUCUCGUUUAUCAAAUGCUGAGAUUUUAUAGCACAGAUAAUAGAUUAACGUUGCACACUUUCCCUAAUUUGUUGGGUUGUGAUCAGAUUUAGUCUGUAGCCCAGAAUGACAGUGAACUGGCCUAUUCUUUUACUAUAUGUUAGGAUAGACUUCCGUUAACUUCAGUUUUAUUUCCAUAUACCACAGACUGAGAGGUUAUGGUGAAAUAACAGCUGAACUUAGGAAGCUUUGUAUUAAGAGCUCAGCAAACAUGGGUGUUAGUUCUGGGUUAAGAGAUUAAGAAGCAUGAAUGGCAUUGACAAUGGUGGACUGCAAGGCCCUGUAAAUUGCAUAUUUUGUUGACUGAGAUGCCGUACCUAAAAUACCAUUUUGUUCAGAAUGGUGCAGCUAAACAAAAAUGAUAUAGCUACAGGUUGCUUCUACCUUGAUUUUUCUCUUUAUAUUGUUAAAUUAUUUUGUCUUAAUAAAAAUAAAACUUGA